UUUCAAUCGAAUGUCAUUUGUCAAUCUUGUCAUGUAACUAAUUUCAAAUAUCACCUUCUUAUUUCUGUUUUGAUCCUAAUCACAAGAUUUUCCACAAUUUCAAAUAUUUUUCUCAAAAUAAUGGCAGUACCGAGUAAAUUCAAUAAUUCCAUCACAUGUUUUCUAGUGCUGAGUUGUAUUGGGCUUCUAUGCUACGUUAGCGAUAUAUCGGCCCAAGAAGAUGUCGAGGUGCCCAUCUCAAAGCUCAGCCAAAAUGUUGGGGCGCCAACAUUGAAAUUCUUCUAUUGUUAUUCAUGUGGCUACAGGAAAAUGUUUGACCAAUACUACCAGCUCAUAAACCAAAAAUACCCCUUCAUUAUGAUAGAUGGAGCCAACUAUGAACCAGCAGCCUUCUAUUCACUAUUGGUUCGAAUAAUCGGUACCCUCAAAAUGGCACUAAUAGUUUGCAUCUUGGGCGGAGUCAACAUUUUCGACUACAUCAACAAGCCCCAACCCAGCUGGUGGAGGUGGUGUCUAGAAAACAAGAUCUACGCUUGCAUGAUGCUGUUUUUCCUGUGCAACGUCAUUGAAGGCCAACUGAUAUCGUCGGGGGCCUUUGAAAUUACACUCAAUGGUGUUCCAAUAUGGUCCAAAUUGGAAAGCGGUAGAAUACCACAACCGGCUGAACUUUUUCAAAUUAUUGACAGCCACAUGCAGUUUACCGAUACAAAAUUGGAACUGAACGGGUUUGCCAAAUAAGGACUGAAGAAUUUUUGAUCAUUUAUAUUGUUUUGUGAUAUUCUUGUGUAUAUGUUAGUAAGUUUUUAUGAUUGAUGGUAACUGAAGAGCCUCUACAGAUUCAAAUGGAUCUUCUAAAAUAACUCGAAGAAAACGCCUAUUGACGAUUUAUUAUCAAUACUUAUUCAUGGUUAUCACUUGAUGAGUUUUUAAUACAAAAAUCCAUCUUUAUAUGUUGUAGUUUUUUUUUUGUUCUAUUUUCGUUGUGAAGAAUUUCUUAUAAAACUUUAUACAAAUUAUAGUUAAACAUGAUGUACAUAAUAAAUUGAUAUUUAUAAAAAUG
Ceutorhynchus assimilis (cabbage seed weevil) is the source of this 1060-nucleotide messenger RNA. NCBI's taxonomy places the organism in Eukaryota, Metazoa, Arthropoda, Insecta, Coleoptera, Curculionidae. The record is from the annotation of a GenBank genome assembly.